UUCUAUUGCUAUAAAACCCAAAGGGUAGAGCCUUCCUCAGUCAUUCGAUUUCUACCACGUCUAAAUUUAUCGCACUGGUCAGCAAAAUGGUUAUCAAGGAUAGUGAGUUUGAUGAUUCGUUAAACUUCGCACUGCUUCGCGGCGACAUGGGUUCCAACUGGGACACUGGCAAAGACGAACGCGUAGUGAACGGAACUUUGAAUCCGGAAAUCAUCCAACGAGCCAAAGAUAGGGCCGCCCGAGCACAGCUGAAUUCAGCGGACGGAGACACAUGUGAACUUCACGACCAGUUCUAUCGGGACCAUAAACUGCUGCUAGUACUGUUCCGAGCUCUUGCGGUGAUGCCCAUCCUCAGAUCGUCACCUGGUAGAAUCACUUUCGACUGGAGAUCGUGGGCUUCAAUCUAUGCGUACUGUUUCUAUGUUGUUAGCACGGCGGUUGUGCUUGUUGUGGGAUACGAACGCGUUAAGAUACUGCAGGACACCAAGAAAUUUGACGAGUAUAUCUACGGAAUACUAUUUGUGAUCUUUUUGGUGCCGCACUUUUGGAUUCCGUUCGUUGGUUGGGGAGUUGCCAAACACGUUGCUGUCUACAAAACUAUGUGGGGUGCCUUCCAGGUUCGUUACUACCGCGUAACCGGAACGAACAUGCAAUUUCCACAUCUGAAACUUCUCAUUAUCAUGAUGUCGAUUGGCUGCUUAGUGUGCGCAAUUGUGUUUCUCAUGUCGCUAAGCUACCUUUUGGAAGGGUUCACCUUGUGGCACACUUCCGCUUACUACCACAUCAUGACUAUGUUGAACAUGAACAGUGCUUUGUGGUAUAUCAACUGUCGCGGAAUACGGGUAGCCUCCUCGAGUUUGUCGGACCGUUUUCGCAAGGACGUCGCCAUUGAGUGCACCGCAGCCAUGAUAUCUCAGUAUCGCUUCCUCUGGUUGAACCUCAGUGAACUACUGCAAGCCCUGGGAAACGCCUACGCCCGGACCUAUUCCACGUACUGUCUUUUCAUGUUUGCUAACAUUACAAUUGCCAUCUACGGAGCGCUGUCGGAGGUGAUCGAUCAUGGUUUUGGGUUCUCGUUUAAGGAAAUUGGACUGAUCGUAGAUACGGUCUAUUGUUCAACAUUGUUGUUUAUAUUUUGCGAUUGUUCACACCGGGCAACGCUGCAAGUGGCUCAGGGAGUACAGGACACGCUACUCGGAAUCAAUCUGAUGACGGUAGAUCAUCCGACUCAGAAGGAAAUCGAUCUGUUUAUUCAAGCGAUCGAAAUGAAUCCAGCCAUCGUAAGUCUUAAGGGUUAUGCCGAAGUGAACCGGGAGCUGUUGACAGCGAGUAUUGGUACCAUCGCCAUUUACUUGAUCGUAUUGUUGCAGUUCAAACUAUCGUUGAUUUCGCAACAAUUACCAAUCGAACUGAUAGAGAGUGUAAAACAAGGACAAAAAAGGGCAUGAAAGAUUUGUUAUACGGG
Messenger RNA from Armigeres subalbatus, 1465 nucleotides. Its product is annotated as gustatory and odorant receptor 22-like. The record is from RefSeq and is a predicted model, not a curated record. Gene Ontology annotation, biological process: male courtship behavior; sensory perception of taste; chemosensory behavior. The transcript is spliced from 2 exons. NCBI's taxonomy places the organism in Eukaryota, Metazoa, Arthropoda, Insecta, Diptera, Culicidae. The coding region runs from base 87 to 1448 and encodes 453 amino acids. Gene Ontology annotation, cellular component: axon; neuronal cell body; dendrite.